Molecule: messenger RNA, 7458 nt
Organism: Penaeus chinensis
Lineage: Eukaryota; Metazoa; Arthropoda; Malacostraca; Decapoda; Penaeidae
Product: perlucin-like protein
Exons: 3
Coding region: 1379-2218 (279 amino acids)
Biological process (GO): biological process involved in interspecies interaction between organisms
Cellular component (GO): external side of plasma membrane
Molecular function (GO): carbohydrate binding
Source: RefSeq, a predicted model, not a curated record
AGAGAUAUGUACGUAAAUAAUGAACAGAUAAGUAAGUCGUCAUAACCAUACGAACGAGUACAUUGUAUGUUCCUUGCUGAUGCCUUAUUUCUAAUGAAAAUUAAAUGGCACUUCAACAUGUAGCAAUAACGCAGUGCACUUGCUGUUGUCCCGAGAUUUUUUUAUUAUUAUUAUUUUUUUUUAUUAUUAAUAUCAACAUCAUUAUCAUCAUCACUGUUAUUUUUAAAUUAUUUUUGUUUUUUGAGAGUCCCGUAAAUCAUUUUUUGAAUAGCUUAAGUAAAAUUGAUUGCAAAGUUAGAUUUCUUGCUUCUGCUGCAACGCACUUUAUCUAUCGGUUCAGUUGGUCCCGUCCGUUGUUCUGUGGCGCAGUUAGCUCUUGGCUGCGCUUAUUUUCCAACAAAUUUCAAGAUUUAUUUAGAAAGAAUGUCUGGACUACGAGAUUUCUUAGAUGCCAUCACCUCUGGUUCUAUGUUCCUGCAUUUUCGCCUGUUGUGAGUUAGAGGAUGCUACCAGUGCUGUGUUAGACCGAGACUAAUUCACCCCAAGUUCCACUGGUAUGGUAGGUUUUGUGGUAUCUCCAAGGUAGAUUCUAGCACAGAUAGUGUCUAGGCGUCGGGCUCUUUUCAAAAGUGUCCUGUAGUUGAUGAACAUGACUUUCCCGGCCCACGUGUAGUCCAUCUGUGCCUUUCGGCUUUCUGUAUUGCUAAGGCAUAGAUCUUCAUUAAUAAAGAGGUUAGUGCAUUCCUAUACGAAGGUUCGCGCUUGGUUUUGUUAACUGUAUGAUGACCAUUACCUAAAACAGUCGCUUGUACCCCCCCCCCCCCCCCUAAUGUUUGCAUUUUAAACUUUCUGACCCGAAAACACACACACACACACACACACAUACACACACACACACAAAUAUAUAUAUAUUUAUAUAUUCUUCGAUGUUUGCUUUUUAUGUUUGUCUUAACCCAUCUCAAUUCUUUGUAAGGGAGUAAAGACAUAGAGUGGGAAGUAAUUUUUAGGUAUUAUGUUGCUUCCUUUUAAGUGUUUUCCGCAAGUACUGCCUUUAAUAAUUCGCUUUGUUUUUACUUAAUAUCAAAUAGAAAUUUUGUCUAUGAAGUUUUCUUACUAAAUAGAUAAAUAUUCUUGAUUCGCUUUCCUUUUCAAUAUGUUGACAGUGUGCUAUUUUACAAACCGCUUGGCUAUUUCGUAUGCGGUAAUAUGUUUAGCGUCACACCAACUAUUAGAUCACCCUUCGGAAAUACCAAGGAGGGAGAGAUCGUAGUUUAGAGCUUAAAUUUGAAUAUAAUUUAUGUAAGUUUAUUAUCAUGAUAGAAAAUUUUAGUCACUUUCAGCUGUUAAGCAUGGCUAAUGCAUUCUUUUCAGGUCUUUCAUGGCUGAUGCCAGUGAGGGGUCCCAUAACAAGCGAUUUGAGGCCGAGAUUUACACGGAGCUCUCCCUAGUUGUAAAUAACUUGAUGGGUGACGAAGAUGAAGAUUCCAGUGGAGAGGACAACCAGAGGGAAAUUAAUCUUCCUCCUGAGAGAGCUCAUAUUGCUGUUAACAGGGAAUUACUUCAUUCUGGAAAUGGGAUGGGAAAUGUGAAUCGUCAGGAAUCGUCUCCAGAUUGCUUGUCCAAUGAUGAAGGUUCUACAAACCAGCAGCCAAGCGUAGAGUCAGAUAAUAACGCUAACAGGGAGUUACUUCAUUCUGGAAAUGGGAUUGGAAAUGUGAAUCGUCAGGAAUCGUCUCCAGAUUGCUUGUCCAAUGAUGAAGGUUUUACAAACCAGCAGCCAAGCGUAGAGUCAGAUAAUAACGAGGAUGUUGGGGAAUUACCUCAUAGGGAAAAUCAGAUGGAAAAUGAACAUAUUCAGGGAUCACCACCGAAUUGCUCUGCUAAUGACAAAGUUUCUACAAGCCAGAGGGCAAACGUAGAGGACAAUGAGAGGAAAAGGAAGCUUCCUUGCGAGUCAGAUGACAACGACCGUGAGGGGGAAUUACCUCAUGGGGGAAACAAGAGGAAAAGGAAACUUCCUUCUGAGUCAGAAAACAAUUUCAUUCAGGGAUCGUUUACAGGUUGCUGGGAUAAUAACGGAAAUUUCAGAAGGCAGCAAGUGAGUGCAGAGGACAGCGAGAGGGAAAAGAAGCUUCCUCAUAAGUCACAUGCAAAUGAACAUGUUGAGGAAAUACCUCAUGGGAAUAAUGAGAGUAAAGAGAAUUCUCCCCCCAAGUGAAGAUAAUGAAGGUUGAUUAGAUAGAAGUCAUGUUAUGUAAAUCUCUUCUUGGUACGUAGAUUCCGAGUCAUGUUAUGUUAAUCUCUACUUGGUACGUAGAUUCCGAGUCAUGUUAUGUAAAUCUGUUCUUGGUACGUAGAUUCCGAGUCAUGUUAUGUAAAUCUCUUCUUGGUACGUAGGUUCCGAGUCAUGUUAUGUAAAUCUCUACUUGGUACGUAGAUUCCGAGUCAUGUUAUGUUAAUCUCUUCUUGGUACGUAGAUUCCGAGUCAUGUUAUGUAAAUCUCUACUUGGUACGUAGAUUCCGAGUCAUGUUAUGUAAAUCUGUUCUUGGUACGUAGAUUCCGAGUCAUGUUAUGUAAAUCUGUUCUUGGUACGUAGAUUCCGAGUCAUGUUAUGUUAAUCUCUACUUGGUACGUAGAUUCCGAGUCAUGUUAUGUAAAUCUGUUCUUGGUACGUAGAUUCCGAGUCAUGUUAUGUUAAUCUCUACUUGGUACGUAGAAUCUGAGUCAUGUUAUGUGAAUCUGUUCUUGGUACGUAGAUUCCGAGUCAUGUUAUGUUAAUCUCUACUUGGUACGUAGAUUCCGAGUCAUGUUAUGUUAAUCUCUACUUGGUACGUAGAUUCCGAGUCAUGUUAUGUUAAUCUCUUCUUGGUACGUAGAUUCCGAGUCAUGUUAUGUAAAUCUGUUCUUGGUACGUAGAUUCCGAGUCAUGUUAUGUUAAUCUCUACUUGGUACGUAGAUUCCGAUUCAUGUUAUGUUAAUCUCUACUUGGUACGUAGAUUCCGAGUCAUGUUAUGUUAAUCUCUACUUGGUAUGUAGAUUCCGAGUCAUGUUAUGUAAAUCUGUUCUUGGUACGUAGAUUCCGAGUCAUGUUAUGUAAAUCUGUUCUUGGUACGUAGAUUCCGAGUCAUGUUAUGUAAAUCUGUUCUUGGUACGUAGAUUCCGAGUCAUGUUAUGUUAAUCUCUACUUGGUACGUAGAUUCCGAUUCAUGUUAUGUUAAUCUCUACUUGGUACGUAGAUUCCGAGUCAUGUUAUGUUAAUCUCUACUUGGUACGUAGAUUCCGAGUCGUGUUAUGUUAAUCUCUACUUGGUAUGUAGAUUCCGAGUCAUGUUAUGUAAAUCUGUUCUUGGUACGUAGAUUCCGAGUCAUGUUAUGUAAAUCUGUUCUUGGUAAGUAGAUUCCGAGUCAUGUUAUGUAAAUCUGUUCUUGGUACGUAGAUUCCGAGUCAUGUUAUGUUAAUUUCUAUUUGGUACGUAGAUUCCGAGUCAUGUUAUGUUAAUCUCUACUUGGUACGUAGAUUCCGAGUCAUGUUAUGUUAAUCUCUACUUGGUACGUAGAUUCCGAUUCAUGUUAUGUUAAUCUCUACUUGGUACGUAGAUUCCGAGUCAUGUUAUGUAAAUCUCAUCUUGGUACAUAGAUUCCAGUAAAGCUCUUCUUGCUACUUUUAUUUCGGGAAAGCUCUUCUUGCUACGUUUAUUUCGGCAAAGUGUAGUAGCAUGACCCCGCAACCUGAAGCUCAGCGUAUUUCCCGGGUUGGGCAUGCCCAGGUCCGCCGCCUUGUCCGCGCUCAUUGGACAGCGGGCUCCCCUCGUUCCCUACUUUCAUAACCUCUAACUUCCUUAUAUUUCAACACUUUACCUUCUCCUUGGAUUUCUUCACCUCUUUAUUACGUUAAUUCCGUAAUUCCGAGAUCACCAUUCCCCGAUCCUCCAGCAGACCAAGUGCAUAGCAGCAGCACACAAGGACUGCCCAGUCCUUAGCCGACUGGGGAGCCUACCGGCUCCCCCGUAGAACUCCAACUUCAGCCUCCAUCACUCAGCCAAACCUGUGGGCACUCACACCCACACAGUCACUCCCCAAAGAGAUAAGUCACCAGACUAACAUAGAAGAUGGCCACAUACCCAUCUACUAUAAAAGCUAUUCUUGCUACUUUUACUUUACAAACUUGCUACGGACUCUGACUCGAUUGCCUGUGAUUAUGGGGGUGCACACGUGCAAUUGCAUAAGGCAGACACGCGAGUCAGAGGACGAGCAGGAUGGAAAUGUUCUACGGAAAAAAGGAGAGAAGAAAAAAAAGAGGAAAAGAGAAAAAGAAAAGAAAAAAAGAGAGAAAAAAACACUCCUUAAAAAAAAAAAAAAAAAAAAAAAAAGGCCCUAUUAUUACUGAUAUUAUAUUAGACUAUUGUUCCACCCUUUUGUUCCUACUUUAUGUUAAUAUUCAGUCACUUGUUUCUUUGUUUGUUUUUUUGUCCGUAUCUUUUGUCCCUCUUUGAUUAUUGUUUGUUUACUGUUCUUAUGCUAUCACCCACAUCACCAUUACUAUAUUAUUACGUUUAACAAUUAUUUCGUGCUCUCCUUUCGUCCCCUCCCUCUUUGAAGUCAGACCCAGUUGUCACAGUAUCAAUUCCCCACAGAUGUUAUCUUAUACACUCCGGUUCCACAGCAAGAUAUCCUUUUUUUUUUUUUUUUUUUUUUUUUUCUCCCUCCACCCAUUGCACCUUACCAUCAUCACCCUCUACCUUUUACUUUCUUAGUGUUUUUGUUUUUUUUCACCUUCAUCAUCCAUUUUUAUCUGCCAUGUCAUUUCUAUGUUUCUGACACAUCUAAAAAAAAAAAUAAAAAAAAAUACACAAUAUAAAACUACAAAAAUAAAAAUCAACUAAAAAGUAGAAAUUCAUAAAACCAAAAUAUUUGUUCUAGUUCAUUUUUGUUCAACCGUUAAGUAAAAGUAAAAUACAAAAUAAAAAAAAAUAAAACCAAUAAGAAUACUUCUUGUUCUUGUUCUUGUUCUUAAAAAAAAAAUCUAGUUAAUAAUUCCUUUUCACUCGUUUGCCAGCAUAAAAAAAAGUAUAAUAAAAAAAAAAAAAAAAUCAUAAAUAAAUUGUCAACUCUACCAAACACUUGCCUCCUUCCUCACCUCAUGAUGACAAAAGAACGACAUGCAAGGGGUGUCGCCCCCCUUUUAUUAAUAUACUGCUUCUUUCACUUUCACCACUUUACCUUCCUUCCCCCCCCCCCCUUCUAUUAUUCACCUCUUUAUUAUGUUUUUGUUUUUUUUCGUACUUCGGCAAAGCUCUUCUUGCUACUUUUAUUUCGGUAAAGCUCUUCUUGCUACGUUUACUUCGGCAAAGCUCUUCUUGUUAGAUUUAUGGAGAUACAAACUUGAUCAACUGGACAUCAGAAAUCCUUUACAGAUUUCUUGAGAUAAUUUAAAAUGUAUUAUUAUUUCAAGCUGUCUUUGGUAGUGUAUGAAAGUCCAACCCGCUUGCAGUCAUUGUUCGUCAUGAACGCUGAUUAGCCGCUAAAUGAAUUAUAUAAAAAAACAAAAGAAAUCUAACAUCUCAUUUCAAACGGCAUGGUUAAAACUCGUCCCGAGACUAUAUAUAUAUAUAUAUAUAUAUAUAUAUAUAUAUAUAUAUAUAUAUAUAUAUGUUUGUCUGUGUCUCUCUCCCUCUCUCUGUCUCUGCCUUUCCCUGUCUUCUUACCCCUCUCUCUUCCUCCUCUCUACUCUUCGUUUCUCUCUUUCCAUACCUCCCUAAAUCCUCUCUCUCUAUCUCUCCAUCAUAUCCUCCUUUUCAGGGAAAAAGACAGGCCAUUGUUUAUUUUUUUUAUUAGCAUUAUUUUAUAAAUAGAGAUGAACACAACGAGCAGAAAGUGCAUAAAUUAUUCAGUACUUACAUUUGCGAUGUCUUGAUGUUUUUUUGUGAAAUUAUAUAAAAAGAGAACUCGGGCAACACAGUCCACGCAUCGUCCGGUUACAGUAACUUUUCUUUUCUUGGGUUAAUAUGAACAUAUUUAAAUAACUUCAUUCAGUUUAAAAUCCAUGGUGUCAAUUGCUAACAAAGCCAUAAUACAUGUUCAGACACACAGGCAUGCCCUAUUGACAAUAUACAUAAUCCAAUAAAUCGAAUCGAAACAUCGUGUGUUUGAAGUAAAAUUUCAGUUAUUUCCUAUAACGCCACAAAAGAUGAAAUAUCUCCGUGUUCAUAGGUGUUUUCUUUGAUCUCUGGAUACAAAGUUACCUAGAAAAAUAUCUAACAUAUUUCCGGUGUAAAAUACAAGCGCGACUAAGCUUUUCUAAAAUAAUAAUAAUAAUAAAUAAACAGUUGAUAUGCAAUAUAAGUCUCUAGCAGUUUUCAGGUUUGGGAAGAUGGAGCUGGAACACUGAUGUAAAAUAGCACAACGUAUUGUCGAAACCCAGACUGCCUCUCCUAACCGUUGUUAAAAAUCCACUGUAUUAGGACUUCUUGCUAUUCAAAGACAGCUUAAAUUAGCGGCCAGUUUAAGAAAGAAACAGUUUUUCUUAAUUUGGUUCCUGUAUUUAAGAAAUACAAUCUCUGUUGGUUUUGGAAACUAGGUUAAUGAUUUUAGAUCAACGAUAUUAUGUGUUUGUCUUGGUCUUGCUCAUGUAUUGAGGAAAUACAAUAUUUGUUGGUUUUGGAAACUAGGUUAAGGAUUUUAGAUCAACAAUUUUAUGUGAUUUUCUUGGUUUUGCUCAUGUAUUGAGGAAAUACAAUAUUUGUUGGUUUUGGAAACUAGGUUAAUGAUUUUAGAUCUAUGAUAUUAUGUGUUAGUUGAUGGAAAACAUCGGCAUAUUUUUAGCACUUAUAAAAUACUUUAAUGUAAGCAUUUGUUCCACAAACAAAUAGGCAAGGGUGUAGCUUAAACAAUGAUGUUAAAUAGCACACGUCGAAACCCUUGAUGCCUCUCCCAAGCGUUGUUAAAAUCCCAACGUAUUGGGACUUCUUGCUCUACUUGGACGAUUUAAGGUUAAGAUUUUAAGAAAUGUAUCUGUUUUAGAAAUUUAGGGUAUUUUUAUCUUUAAUGAUUUAAGGAAGUUAUCUAGUUUAGUAAUUAAAGAAAUCUAUAUCACUUCUUGGAUUCAAGAAACAUAUCUCUGUUUGUUUUGAAAACUAGGUUAAUCUUACAUCAACGAAAUUAUGUUUUAGGUGAUGGGAAACAUUAGUAUAGCUAUAGCACUUAAAGAUAUAUUCUAAUGUAAGCAAAACAAUCAAUUAGGUCCACAAACAAUAAAUAUUUUUGUUACAAACAAUAAAUAUUUUUGUUAUUUAUGUGUAUCCUGGGCAGUGGCUUGUCUCUAAAAGAGCAUGAAUGGGGUAGUGAAGCGUCCCUACCGCCCAUUAGCUUCCAGGUAACUCUUGGGCAAGAUGUAGCACCUGUUUACCUCCCCUUCUAGGGUACAGCCUUCAAUUAGAAAUAAAGUGGAUACUAAUGAAA